AAAGAAGUGAUGAAGUUUUGAAGAAGUCCCUGUCCUUCCCAAGGUGCCAGAGAGUGAGCUUGUAAUGAAACAUCUACUUCAGUGGCCAAUCUGGGAGUGUGUGAAUGUCUGACCUGGAGAGGCCAUGGACCAGACGCAGAUGCUGAGCUGGGAACCUGAGGAGAAGCAGCAAGGAGAGGACGAGCUGAGAGACUCUGAUCGUGAGCCCAGGGGACGCCUCAGGGUGUUUGCAGGCAGCCUGGAACGUGAGACUGAUUUUUUGGUGUACACAGGUGAAAAUGUCAUCGGCAGACACGAGAGUUGCCACAUCCACAUUCCGGUGCAGUCUGUGUCCAAGAAGCACGCGGUGAUUGAAAUCGAGGGGGAUUCCCACCUGAUCCAUGACUGCAACAGCCUGAACAAAACCCGGCGGAAGAACGCCAAGCUCAAGCCCAAUGUCCGCUACGCCAUCAACGAUGGCGACCUCUUUCUUUUCGCAGAUGUCGCCUGCCAGUAUAGACUGCUGCCACCAGCGCCAGCCAAAGACGAUGACUCUGGUUCAGAAACUGGCUCAGAGUCCAUGUUUCCCCAGUCAAGGCUGGGCACGGGGGCUGAGCGGCCGGACAGCGGCGUUGUCGCCAGUGAUGAUCUAAUCUCCAAGGCAACCAGUGGUGAUUUGGAAUCGCUGGAGGAUUCGCUUGUGCUGUUGCCCACCCAACCAUAUCAAACCAAAUCGUCGAUGCCCUUUCAGUCUGACACCUACGUGAAAGAGUCUGAGGAUGACGACACACCAUGGAAGGGCACUGGAUCUUUUGCUUCCCGACACGGCCGACACCCGAACACUUCAAUACACCAAACUCCCUCAGCUCAUGUUGUCCCCGAAAGUGAUGAUGAAGGGGAUGAAACAUCUCGUUCCAAUGCUCAAUCGGUGCAGCUGCAUUAUGACAGUGACACUGACUUGGAAGAAGAUCAGCAGCCUGGUGAAAAAUGGGCAGAACUCAGUCCCGAACGCCCAGUCGAUGACAACCAUGUGAAUUCCAAAACAGGGGCUGCUGAGGAGCAUCAAGAUUGUAACUCGCUGCUGGCGACUGGUGUCACCGCCGCCAACCAUUCAAACACCACUCAAGAAACGAUCAGUCCAGGGAAGGCACUCGACUGUGACGCAGGAAAGAUCUCCUCCCAGGAGCCUGGUGUCCCAUCACCUGCUGCUGUUGACCUCCUGCCCCAUUUCAGUCGGGACGGCAACAGUGAGGUGGAGCUGGAGGAGCAGGACUCGGGGUUAAAUAGCGGCGGUCUCACAGUGUGUACCGAAACGGAUUCCGGUCUCACCAAAGGCGCUGAAGUCCAAGAGGCUGUCACUGAGGCUCGCGCCAGGAGCUUAAUCCAUCCAGGCAAGGAGAAAGAAAGCAGUAAAGCUGAUGAUGGCGCAGACAGCAAUGCAGCAUUGGAAGGAGAAGCCAGAGAGACAGCAGGCAACAUUAAUGAGACGGAGCUUCUGGAGGUGAACAGUGACACAGACAUUGAUGAUGAUACUGAUUCAUAUGCUCUGCAGCCAACUCAGUGCUUCAUACUGGCAGUUUCAGACACCCAGGAUGAGACAGCGGGGGAAGAUAAUUACACACCAGACGGUAACACUGCGGCAGCGAGCAACACUGAGGAAGAGGUCACGCAGCCAUUCAGCUUUCAGUCUCCAAUUUUCGGCAAAGAUACUUUCAAAAGUAAUACUGCAGCAGCAAGCAACACAGAGGAAGAGGCCACGCAACCCUUCAUUUUUCAGUCCCCAACACUUGACAAGGUUGCUUUUAAAAGCAACGCUGAGGCAGCAAGCAACACAGAGGAAGAGGCCACACAGCUCUUCACCUUCCAGUCCCCAACAUUCGACAAGGGCACUUCCAAAAAUACUAUGACAGCAAGCAACACCGAGGAAGAUGCCACGCAGCCAAUCACCUUCCAAUCUCCAACUUCCAGCAAAGGCACUUCCAAAGAUAAUACUGUGGCAGUGAGCAACACAGAGGAAGAGGCCACACAACCAAUCAACCAAUCUCCAAUGUUCGGUAAAGAAAGUUUCAAAAAGCCAUUUACUUCUGGUUUUGGUCAUGGGAGUCAACUUGGAAACUCUAAGGGUAACAGUGCAGCAGCGAGCAAUACAGAGGAAGAGGCCACGCAGCCAUUCACGGCUGCUGCUGCUACCCUGUGUCCUGUUGCAGCCGCACGUGAGCUGGGGGAUGGCUCGGAACCCAGCGUGGACGAACCUGCAGUGUCUAAUCCGGAAGACGGGUGGGCCAAUGAGGAAACCCAGCCCUUCUGCCUUCGCAGCCCGGCCGCUGAGGUGGAGUGUGCUGAGGAGUCAGGAGACGCUGAAGGGACAGUGCCCACCUCACCCUCCGAGGAUUGCCCAGCCCCCACAUUGCAAGACCAGCCCGACAGUCCACCAAAGACCAGCUGGAGUCUGCUGGAAGCUGCUCCCAAAGAAGAGAUCAGCAUAGAUCCUCUGGCAGCAACGGAUCAACUGGCGACCCCAGAGGCCAGGGAGGGAGGCGGUGGCUGGCAAACGAAUGAGGAAGUGAACUCCUUGUCUCCAGCAGAACAGCAGCCAGCCAAGGCCAGUGAGGAGGUGGUGAACGGAGAGGCUUCAAGAGAGACGACGAGGUCACUGGUACAAGAGAGUGGAGAUUCGCCAUCAGUUGGCAGAGGUGAAGUGGCCGGUCCUGACACUGAGGAACGCAGCAGCCAAAACCUGGCCUCAGAUUCAGCUCCGAAUGUGAUGAGCAGCAGACGGAGCACCAGGAGACCGAGUGUCACGGAGACGGAGGAUUCGGCCAUCCCCAGAGACCAAAGCCAACAGCGCAAGUCGAGCUCUGCGAGGCUCAGUGACGCAGGACGGCGUCAGCGUCGGAAAGCCCCUGAGCCGAGCGCCAAGGCCGCUGCAGCCACGCCAGUAGACGGGUCGCAGGCUGGGCCCAGGAGAGGCAGGGGCAGGCCAAAGUCCGUCUCUGUGUCCACUACGGAUGACGACCGAGGCCCCCCGGGGGAGGAAAGCCCCCAGGCUGCCACUGUCAGAGGCCGCAGAGCCAAGCAGAGGUCUGUGGCUGCCCCAGAAAUUCAGGCUGAGAGCGUGGAGGACUCUCCCCAAACCGAUGGUCCAUCACAGCAACGUCCAACAGGGAGAGGCAGAAAGAGGUCUGUGGCUGCUCCAGAAAGUCAGGCUGAGAACGUUGAACAAGCUCCCCAAACCGAUGGUCCAUCACAGCAACGCCCAGCAGGGAGAGGCAGAGGCAGGAAGAGGUCCUUGGCUGCUCCAGAAAGUCAGGCUGAAAGCGUUGAACAAGCUCCCCAAACCGAUGGUCCAUCACAGCAACACCCAACAGGGAGAGGCAGAGGCCGGAAGAGGUCCUUGGCUGCUCCAGAAAGUCAGGCUGAAAGCGUUGAACAAGCUCCGCAAACCGAUGGUCCAUCACAGCAACACCCAGCAGGGAGAGGCAGAGGCAGGAAGAGGUCCUUGGCUGCUCCAGAAAGUCAGGCUGAAAGCGUUGAACAAGCUCCGCAAACCGAUGGUCCAUCACAGCAACACCCAGCAGGGAGAGGCAGAGGCAGGAAGAGGUCCUUGGCUGCUCCAGAAAGUCAGGCUGAGAGCGUUGAACAAGCUCCCCAAACCGAUGGCUCAUCACAGCAACCCCCAGUGGGGAGAGGCAGGAGGAGGCCUGUGGCUGCUCCAGAAAGUCAGGCUGAGAGCGAUGAACAAGCUCCCCAAACCGAUGACUCAUCACAGCAACGCCCAGCAGGGAGAGGCAGAGGCAGGAGGAGGCCUGUGGCUGCUCCAGUAAGUCAGGCUGAGAGUGUGGAGGACUCUCCCCAAACCGAUGGCUCACCACAACAGUCCCCAGCGGGGAGAGGUAGAGGCAGGAGGAAGCAGGAACGUGCACAGUCGCCUUCACAGGAGACGGGAUUGGCAUCUGGAUGUAAGCGACGCACUCGGGUAACUAGUCCAUCAGAGAGUGAGAAGGAAACCAGCACACCACCACAGGUGAAAACCCGCCGCACAGCAUGCCGGCUGCCUCCUCACUCGUCCUCACGAUCUCUCCCAGACAGCGUCGCUCCACCUAAGAUCAUGUUCACCGGUCUGGUCGAUGAGAAUGGGGUGAAGGUGAUCAAACAGCUCGGAGGGGAGGUGGUGGAGUCAGUACAUGACAGUACACACUUAGUCACCGACCGGAUUCGGCGUACAGUGAAGUUCCUGUGUGCCGUUGCCAGAGGGAUCCCUGUGGUGACCCCAGAGUGGCUGAACAAGUGUGGAAAGAGCAGCUGCUUUCUGUCCUCCAGUGGGUUCUUGGUUAAGGACAAUGACCAAGAGCAGAAAUUCAACUUCAGGCUGGCUGACUCCCUACAAAAAGCCAAGAAGCAGCCGCUACUUCAGGAUUACCGGGUCCACGUGACACCAGGAGUGCUACCUGAGCCAAGCCAGAUGGAGAGUAUCGUUAAGUGUAGUGGAGCAACCAUACUGCCCAAGAUGCCAAGAACAUACAAGGGGAAGACCCUGGUGAUCUCGUGCCCGGACGACCUCCCCAAAUGCAAAGCCGCCCGGGACGCCGGCGUCCCCAUCGUGAACGCAGAAUUCGUCCUGACCGGGAUUCUCCAGCAGACGGUGGACUUGGUGAGCUACCGGCUGGACGGGAACGCCGACGCCAGGCCAGAGGAGAAAGGCAAAAAGCGGAGUUCCACUGCAGCAGCAAAGCAGCCUGCCGGAGGCAAGAGGAAGAAACGCUGACUGUUUUUUAAAAACAGGUGUACGAAUUUUAUUGAGCUUGUAAAUCCACAAUGUAUUAAAGAAAUAGAUGAAACUUAAUGCAUUGUUUUCAUUCCCUGUAAUCAGGUGUGAAGUUGAAAGGAAAUAAAUAUGUUGUAAAUGAUGGAUACCUUAUACUUGCCACAGAGGGAGUGCAGCAGAUGUUCACCAGG
Messenger RNA from Carcharodon carcharias (great white shark), 4935 nucleotides. It is a transcript of the gene mdc1, whose product is annotated as mediator of DNA damage checkpoint 1. The transcript is spliced from 17 exons. NCBI's taxonomy places the organism in Eukaryota, Metazoa, Chordata, Chondrichthyes, Lamniformes, Lamnidae. Gene Ontology annotation, biological process: positive regulation of transcription initiation by RNA polymerase II. Gene Ontology annotation, molecular function: protein binding. Bases 125 to 4744 code for a protein of 1539 amino acids. The record is from RefSeq and is a predicted model, not a curated record. Gene Ontology annotation, cellular component: nucleus.